Molecule: messenger RNA, 5599 nt
Organism: Ictalurus furcatus (blue catfish)
Lineage: Eukaryota; Metazoa; Chordata; Actinopteri; Siluriformes; Ictaluridae
Product: zinc finger protein 383-like
Exons: 4
Coding region: 487-1152 (221 amino acids)
Biological process (GO): regulation of transcription by RNA polymerase II
Cellular component (GO): nucleus
Molecular function (GO): RNA polymerase II cis-regulatory region sequence-specific DNA binding; DNA-binding transcription factor activity, RNA polymerase II-specific
Source: RefSeq, a predicted model, not a curated record
UAUCACUCUGUCAGCAGCAACGGUCAUAUCAGACCCUCGGAAAUAUUAGAUAUUACGUACAUUUAAAGGAUUCAAACUACUGAGUUAGUCAAAUCUAUAACUCUCAUAUUCCGGAGGCGGCGCGAAGAGAUGACGUCAUCUGUAAGAGGCGAUUCGAACGUGGUGGCAUUAGUUUAAAGCUCACUGCGCAUGCGCGUCCUUCUCUACACUGCUCUGUGCGCGCGCGUGCGUGUGCGAAUGGGUCGAGGUGGAAGAUAAAGAACCAAAACACACACUCUGACUCUUUAAAUCAGGUUCCGGUAAAACCCAGAUCACUUCACGGACCCUUUAAACAUCCUGAAAUCACCAGACCGGAAGCGAGGGACUCUGUGGAAACCGGUAGUUUUAGUCAAGAGGAUUCUGGAGCUUCCUUCUCCACACGGGCUUCGACGCGCUGAUACUCUGCGUAACAUCACUAAAGUGUCCUGAUUCUUUACACCUCUUAUAAUGAAUGAGUCCAGACACCGCUCUUCAGGAAAAUCUCCACAGACUCCUGCUGCUACUGGCUCAAAGAUGUACCACUGCUCAGACUGUGGGAAGAGUUUUACUAAAAGUCAUCAUCUCAAAGAUCACGAGCGGAUCCACACAGGAGAGAAGCCGUAUCGCUGCUCACAGUGUGGGAAGAGUUUUACCCAACUUUGUACUCUCCAACGACACCAACGUAUCCAUACGGGAGAAAAGCCGUAUCAGUGUGGACAGUGUGGGAAGAGUUUUACUCAUCAGAGUCCUUUCCAACAACACGAACGUAUCCACACAGGGGAGAAGCCGUAUCACUGUGGACAGUGCGGGAAGAGUUUUACUUGUCGGAGUAAUCUCCGACAACACCAGCGUAUCCACACAGGAGAGAAGCCGUAUCACUGUGGACAGUGUGGGAAGAGUUUUACUCGUCAGCGUAUUCUCCAACAGCAUGAGCGCAUUCAUACAGGAGAGAAGCCAUAUUACUGUGGACAGUGUGGGAAAAGUUUUACCCAGCUGUGUACUCUCCAACAACACACACGCAUCCACACAGGAGAGAAGCCGUAUCACUGCUCGCAGUGUGAGAAGAGUUUUACUUGCCAGAGUAAUCUCCAAAAGCAUAAGCGCAUUCACACAGGGGAGAAGCUCACAGUCUAGGAAACGUUUUCGUGACUGGAGAACCCUCCACAGCCACCAGCAGAGUCCUACAAGACAGAAACAGUGCCUCUGCAGACAAUGUGGACGGAGCUAUGCUCACUCAAGUUCAUUACGGACACACGAGUGCACUAACAUAAAGCCAUCCAAUCUUGACAUGUGAAUUUGUCAAAUUAAAAUACAUGUUUUAUUUUUCUUUAUUAAAGGGUGGUAAAGAGACAUUCAGGCAUAAAACUAUAAAAUUAUAUUACUUAUGGACUCUAGUAUUCUGUUGCAUGGGACUUUAUUGCUUACUCUCUGGGUUUUAGCAGAAUUCAUGAUUUUAUUUAGUUUUCCGUUUUUUCCCCAAAUGCUACAAUAGCAAGCAUGCAAUCCAUAUAUUUAACCGGUGGGAAUGCCCACUUUAAUCGACCAAUCCAGACCUCUGAGUGCGACACAUGACUCUGACAUCUCCCUCUCACAUAAGACUUUUCAUUUUAAAUGAUUUGUAAAUGUGAGCUAGAAUUUGCUUUAUAAAAUGUUGCGUUGUGCAUAAUAGUUACAGUUUUCAAAAAAGACAACUUGGAGUGUCAGAAAUUUAUACCACAUCAUCUCAGGCUUUAUAAUUUAAAUAUUUAUUGCAACAAUCUGUGAAAUAUGAGCAUAUACAAAAAUCUAGUUAAUUGUACCUAUAUGAAAAGUACUUUAGUCCCUGUCUUCACCGACUUCAUUUUCAGAUCAUAAGGAUUUUGUUUUAAAUAGUGUAGUUUUAGAUGAAAUACAAUAGGACAAUUUUUUUGCCAAAUGAAUAUUUAAUAAGGGCAAAUCAACAUUUGAAGGAGUAAACUUCUCAGCUUUCCCAUGUCCAUCUGAUAAUAUUAUACUCUUUACUGAGUAUAAUGGGCAUUAGAUAUUAUUUCUCACAUUUUGAUCAAAUUAAUGUAUGCAACAGGGUUGACAUCAUGAUAACAGGACUGACUAGAGUAACAGGGUUGAGAGGACAAUGUUUUUGUGUUGUUGUGGUAUUAAAGAAUGAUUUUGUAUUUUUGAAGUAUUACUGUUGUAUCGUUAAAGUAUUAGAUUUGAGUUAAUGUUGUUUUCAUUAUGCAUGCUGUAUAAUGUAAAGUAGACAUUCACACAUACAGGUGCAUCUCAAAAAAUUACAAUAUUGUGGAAAAGUAAAUUUUUUUCCCCCCAUAAUUUAAUUUAAAAAGUGGAACUUUCAUAUAUUAUAGAUUCAUUACACAUAAAAUGAAAUAUUUCAAGCCUUUUUUGUUUUAAUCUUGAUGAUUACGGCUUACAGCUCACAGAAAUAAAAAAUCCAGUAUCUCAUAAUAUUAGAAUAAAGAAUUUAUAAUAACAGUUAUGUCAACAGUUAUAAAUUCUCAAGGUAGAUCUGAGCAUACUGGAACAGAUACACUUAUGUAUAAUCCCCCUGGAACUUUAAAAAAAAAAAUAAACAUUUUUAGACCAAACAAAAAAAUCUGAAACCCACCCAAAUGACUUUCAACAACAACAACUCUACAUUAGAGAAAUAUGUGUGUGUGUGUGUGUGUGUGUGUGUGUAUGAGAGAGAGAGAGAUGGACAAAAUCUGAAGACCAUGUAUCAUCUGCACCACCAAAAAAAAGAAUAUCCAUCCCCAACCACAGUUCGAUUUUUAUAGCAGAUAAUUACAGAUUCAAAAUCAUUUCUUCAAGCAAUGCCAUCCCUAAAAAAUUAUCAUCCAUGACUUUGAUUCUUUGCAAAUUGCUAGAUCUGGAGGCCCAAAAUUUUAAUAUUUACUUCUGCUGGGUACCUGGACACUGGAAUCCCAGGAAAUCAAGAUGCUGACAUUGCUGCAAAAGAAGCAUUAUCAGCGGAUUUCUAAAAGUGUCCAAUACCUCCCAUUGACCUAAAACCCAUAAUAAACUCCUAUAUUAACAACAAAUUGCAAACUGAGUGGGACCAGUGCACCAUGAACAAAAUCCAUGAAAUCAGCCCUAUUGUUGGCACAAGAAAUGUUUCUCUGUUUUUUAGGAAACAUAAAUUUUAAAAACCUUAUAUAGAGUUCCUUAGACAUUUCUCGCCAUGAAAAUAGCCAUAGAAGCUGGCAUGGCAUUAAAAAACAAACUAACUAACUUUUAUUGGCAUGUGAUACUGAAUGAACAAUGCCCAUGCAUAUCAACAGAGCAUUGUGAAUUUGGAGACAUCUUGACCAAUAAUUUUCCAUCUUUUUUGAGAAUCCAGUGGAAGUCUCUGAAUACGUUUUGAGUCUAUACUUCUGGACAAGCUUGUCUGUGACUGUUUUUGCUAUCAGGUGUCUUUUUCUUUCUGUUGUGGCACUUUUGUACUUGUCAUGCAGAUCCUUGACAAAAGCAAAUGGAAAUUCAUGCAUUUUCUCACUGAUGAAUGGUUUGGGAAGUUUCGCAGUAGGUGUUUGACCUCUGAGCUAGGGGACAAACUUUUUUAAUAGCUGUUAUCUUUUUUUGUAGUUUUCUUUCCAGAUUCCAUAGUGCAUCAUUUGUAUGCUUUUUGGACUUUUUCGCCCUGCUUCACGGUGCCUAAAAUUUAAACCAAAAGUAUCAAAUUACUGACAAUGUUUAGAUCUGUCCAUAAAAUAAAUCUAUUUCAGGCUUUUAUCUACUGUUUUAUACUCCUUGUGUACUCUAUCACUCCAAUUAUUGGUAGAAUACUUAUUUUACACAAAUAAAGCAGUGUCGAUUGUGUCAAAUGCACUGUAAACUGAUAAAGCGCAAUGUAAUUCCCAAAACCUAACAUCGAGGAACCUGUUUGUUGUGGAUCUGGCUCUGGGGUCUCUGGUGGUGUUGUCAGACAGUUCAGUGCAACUGAUGCUGCCUUUUUCAUAGCCCUGCACUUUGUCUGUGCUAUUCUCCAGUUCUAUCUCUUUGACCUCUGCUCUCCCUCACUGACCAUAUUUAUAGUUUUUAUCUUCCCAAGCUCCCUGUCUCUCUUCCAUUUCUUCCUUUCUGUCUCCAGAUACUUUGCCCUUCUCUGGGGAUCCGCGUCUUGAUCAGCCCGAUAUCGCCUUUGCUUCUCUGCUGCACUUAAUGGCAUUCUACUUUUCUAUAACAUGUAAAUUUGUAAAAAAAAAAAAAAAAAACAAAACAUGCAUAAUUAGUUUAACAAUUAUUUCUAGCUAAUAAUCACAAAAUACUCCAUACUCAACAAGUAACAGUAUUGACCCCUUCAUGGGGUUGAAUAAUUUGCUCAGUGGGGGAUGCUCAGUUUGCCUUCAACCCAGAUACUUUGUGUAUAACCCUUGGGGAGAGGUUAGGCUAACAGUUACACCAGGCCAUGGCUCAUCAAACAACUUCUUUGUCCUCACUUGAGGAACUGGAAUCUGUUUCAUCCUGCUGCAGUUGUUCUGAAAUCCAAUCUGGCUUAGGGGCCAACCUUGUAUGGCCAAUCUCUUCUGGGCUCAAAUACCUCUAGGUACACCUGUUCUCCAGGAGCCACUGGAACAUCUGUCUCCUCUCUCAGUCUCCUGCACUGUUCCUGUGAAUAGAUAGCUUCAUACAUAGCAGUUAAUUAUCGCAUAUAUGCUCUUAGUUUCCUCUGCAGUUACUCCAGCAGUGGUCCUUCAUAAGGACCUCUCAGAUAUGACACAGACAUGGGUCGACCUGUAAGCAUUUCAUGCGGUGUUAGAUGCAUAUUUCUGCGAUAGCUUGUUAGUGCAAGAGGUAAAGUGUAGAUACCCAAUUGAGUUUAGUGUCAGCACAAAUUUUGUUAAGCUUAGCCUUAAAGGUACUACUUACCUUUUCCACCAUUCCCUGGGACUGAGGGUGAUAAACACAUCUCUACUUUAUUCACAGUUACUGUAACACUGUUACAGCUCUGACAAUGCUGAGCCGUUGUCAGAGCUAAUCUGAGAUGGUAUGCCAUAUCUAGGAACUACCUCUCUGGUCAAAAGUUUUAUUACUCUUCCUGUAGCUUGGUCUGCUGAUGGUGUUGCCUCUCCCCAUUUUCUGAACCCAUCUAUCACCAUGUCUGUGUAGUCUAUCACCAAGUGCUUGAACGGCCCUUCUGGUAUUGGUAUGUGCCUUAUUGGUGCUGAUGUUCCCUGUCUGACAUUAUUUUGAGCACAAAACUCACAUUCAGUUUAAAAAAAAAAAAAAAAAAUCCACCAUUACUUGUAAGUACAGAGAUCAGUACCCUUGCUGUUUUAUCUUUCCCAUAAUUUCCUCCUCGAGCACUGGUAAAACCAUGCGCAUCUGAAAUCUGUACAGUGAGAAGUGCAGUAGGUACAAUCAUCAUGGCAGAAAUCAGUUCAACUAUUCGUUCAGUAUGUUAAAGUGGCAUUCAAUUACUUUGUCUAAAACCUCUUAACCAGUUUGCACUCUGUAGUGAUAACUUUUAAUUCAGCCAAUUGGGCAGAGCAGGGGUGCUCAUAAUGUGUGUGAAAUUUUAGACACAAAAUCUUUCAGAUGGAAAGUCUGAAAAGUUCAAAUGUAGGCUUGAGGAAAUAUGAAU